This is a messenger RNA of Cephus cinctus (wheat stem sawfly), 4249 nucleotides long. RefSeq names its product protein grindelwald. Lineage: Eukaryota; Metazoa; Arthropoda; Insecta; Hymenoptera; Cephidae. Bases 626 to 1342 code for a protein of 238 amino acids. The record is from RefSeq and is a predicted model, not a curated record. The transcript has 5 exons.
GAGGGAGUUUCGUCGGGGAAGGUGGGAGUCAAUGCUGACCGGUAUCGGCUAGUCUACCUGAGUCUACCUGAGUCUACCUGAGUCUACUGAAGCCAACCGAGGCUACCGCGUGCGCCUUGGAUUCUCGUUCGCCUGCGCCGCGUACGUUGCCGCCAGAGUAAAUCGAACCAGUCAGGUGAAACGUCUUGCGAACAAUAUGUGAGUUUAGAAGUGAGGAUGUUACGGAGCCUGACUUUUCAAAGAGCUUCGUUCUAACUUUACACCAGUGGGGGUUGCAGAACAUGGACCCUCCACGAAACGUGCCCUUCGAGUAUAGCUAAACAUACCAACAAUUUCAACUUUCAUGUCUACUAUACGGUGGAAUUUUCAUUUCUGCUUAACGGAUUUUGUGAAUUCUUGUGACUCCUUGUAAUUUUCAAAUUCACUUUCGACAACCAAGAAAUGAAAGGAUGACACGAAGCGUUUGCUCGGGCCUUUCGUUACUCCGUCAUUCGUAACUGACGGACUGAUUUGCGUGUUUUUUUAAACAUAGACAACUAGAAAUAAAUCCAUAAUCGAAGCUUUUUCUUCCACUUCCAAAGUGUUCUUAAUAAUGAAUAUCAGUGAAAUUGAAACGUGAUGCGAAAUGAAGUUGCUACGCGGCGUAUUUUACAUUUUUGUAUUUUUCCAAUCGUUAAGUUGCUUUUUGACAAAUGCAACGCUCGACCCUAACGGGACGAAAUGCGGGCAGCGACGUUGCUCCACUACGGAGUACUGCAGCCCUUACGACAGCCAAUGCAGACCCUGCGCAACUAUCUGCGAUCCUGCCAGUCACAAUCAUCAGUCUGAAACCUGCGUGAAAGAUUGUCAAGAGUAUCUUCAUGAUCAACGCUACGUACUCCGCACGGAUCUCCACGAGAGCCAAGAGCUGAAAGACGAGGUGCAGAAGCUGAGGACGCUGAUGAAAGUGACGCUAUCGUUAUGCUGUUUGAUGCUUAUCAUUGUCCUCUAUUUGUUGUCCAGGAGUCUACUUUGUUGCUCCCAAAUAAAAAAGCAAUUACGUUCCGGUUGGUUGAAGAGAAAAUGGGUUAAGAACGCUACGAAUAACAAUAAAGUACAGGACGAUGCGGAAAUUGGCGUUAGUAAACAAAAUGGUCUGAAGCUGACGAUGCCCACCAUAAGCGGUUCCGUCGCUGGCGUCCAAAUUAGCACAGACAACGCGUCGCCAAAUACGACUAGCACGCCUCUGUCGAGGAGACAUCCUAGCGAGGACACCACGCUGGAUUACGCCUACGACAAUCCCGCCAUGACACCCAGCCCAGAGGCGGCACAACCGAGAACUAAACGUGAGAGUUCUUUUUAAGGGCUAUACCCCCAUCUCCUCUUUAAAGUGUUUGUAUUUUUUAUAAUUCAAGAAUCAGAGAAUUUUUGAGAAUUUUGACGGUUUUGAGAAUUUUGCAAAUUUUCUAUAUUGUGAGAUUGUUUGUGGUGGUUGUAGCGAUUGAGCUAACAUAAUAACUGCGUACGCAAAAAGGCAGGUUGUGCUCGAGCAAUUGAAAUUCAAAUAUUGAAAUGUACAAAAAAACACGGUACUCCUUUUGCUCUAGUAUUUGAAGGAAACUCGCGUAAAAUGUUUGUAAAUAGUAUAAGAUAGUUUUUGGCUAAGAAAAGUGCGAGGUAACGGCAAAACAAGUAAAGGACCUUCUUUGUCCCGUGUAACGGAUUUUUCAAUUGAAGAGCAGGUCCUGACUUUCCUAGCUGUUUCCCCAGGGAAGAAGGAAACGGAAUGGAGAGAAUCCUUGAUAGCUCUUACCUACGCAAGCGUGGAUGAAUGUGAAUGACAAUUUUCGAUGAUACCAAUAUCCGUUGGUAUAAACUAUUUUUAAAUUAAAAGUCUUUAAUCGAUGUAUGACUAGGCUCUCGUGCAUUCGUAAACCGUGCGGCUGUGUGACUUAAAAUAUGUUUAUAGUAUUUAAUCAUAAGGAGUACAUAACCUCCACUUUUGCAAUAAACUAGUAUAGGCAAGUGUUAAUCUCGCGAUGCGCAAUACGCACACCCUUUAAUUUUAAGUACUUAAGGUAAAGCAUCAACUAAUUCAUAAAGUCUAUGUAAUGUAAACGCCUUAUCAGCCAUUCCGUCCAUGAAAGGCCUUACGAGCAAAGUCGUCCCGAGACGAGGCACUUUGCAUAGGACAGACACGCCGUAACGUCCAAGUGAAACGUUAGAAUCAUUAAAAUAAUAAUGGCUCAUUUAAUAUUCCCUUGUAUCAAUAUGCUCAAACAUUGCUUAUACCGAUGAAAUUUAUAUCGGUUGAUCGUGCUCAACAAGGCUCAAAAUUAUCAAUGUAAUCGAUGCUCAAUUAAUGCCCUUAAAUUUCGAUCAAUCGAGACACAAUUGAAUACGUUAAUUGUAACUAAAGUAUCGCUCAAGACUUCGUUAUUUCACUUACGGAAUUUGGUCUCUGUGUGGACUGACCUUGAUCGUACAGCGUGCACUGUCCUUAAUUUUAAUUAAGCUACAUUCACAGUAUCUAACCACGCGAAUCGCACGCAUCGACACACAUCGCGAAUAUAUCUUAUAAAACUUUGUAACUCUUGGUCCGUGUCAGGACCAACGUGUCUUCCAGAAUUGAAGAUAUUAUUUUGCCCAUGGCAGCUACUAGGAUUAGCAUUAUCGUAUCACCUACAUAAUAAUACAACUUUAGUAUUUCAAGAUUGCAUGUAAUUGUCAUAUCAGUCGAGCUGGUUUACUAUUUAUAUUUUAAAAGGAAGGUCCCACGUGAAAUACAGUCGCGUGACAGUAUCGCGUCCAUCUUUGAUUUUUUGAAAAGAUAAUGCAUUUGACAUGUAUUCAAAAGAAAUUGAAUAUAAUUUAAAAUCGAGAGUUCCAACAAUUCCAGAAAAAAAAAUACACAAAACAUUUGUUUUCGUCGUUAAUUAAUACCUCUAAGCAAUAAGUUGAACUGUGACGUUCCUCGAAAUUAACGAUCAUAUAAAGCUAAUUAAUUGAAAUGAGUUCUAAUUAAUGUUAAUGUUUAAAUUAGUCUAUGUAAAUAUUUACAACAGUUCUUAAGCGACAUACCAGCAAUACACUUCUAGAGCACUGAUCGUCGAACUGGCACUUAAUUUUAACUUGACGAUUCUUGGAGUCACAGUAACGUCAUCUCAUUGCCGUAUAGGGGAAAAAAUUAUACGAAUGUUGACAGUUGAUCGUUUGAUUUUCAUUUCCCGGCAAAACGAAGAAUUGGUUGACAAUCGCAUAAUGGCGUGAAUGCGAUUCAUAGCGAAAACCGUCGUGUUAUUUCCACUAGAUUUUACAAGUUUUCAUUCUCUCUCGUUCUAAUUAUUCUAUCUUUCUUUACUGACAAUAACUGGGAGUAAUGUCGACCACUGAUUAAUUAUUAUUACUGUAAUACAAUCACUUGCGCUAUGCUGAGUAUAAUAACCAAUAACGUCCUGUGAUUGUCAUUUGUCCUGACGUGGUUUCAGCGUUAUGAAUUUUUACCUGGAGUUACUGCUGACACGUGUUUUCGCUUACUCGGCAGUUAUUCUACUAGGUUAACGUUAACGCGUAACAAUGUGAACGCGUCUUGUUCUCGUGAAGUACGUUGGUUUUCGAAAGAGUCGAUGUGAAAAUUUGAAUGUAAAUUUAACGGAUUCUUCUUCUAUCUCAUUGAGGAAUUUCACUGGCGGGAUCACCUUGCCGUUUCGAAUACUUUAAGUGUCUGGAAGUCGUUGAACUUUUUCGUAAUGUUAAGGCAAAUAUGAAGGACCACGUUACAUCACACGAUGUACCCUACGUCAUCCGUAACGAUCUCGAGAAGCGUGUUUAAGCAUUUUUCUAAUUGUGUGUAAUGUGGACCUGCGUGCAGGUAUAAUCACAAUAGAAAUUAAGUAUUACUUGUUAACGAUCAUUUUAAAUUUGUUAAAUAUUCAUCGAUAACGUUACUGAUAUACAUUUAACGUACUUUUCCUUUGUAAAUUAUUACUUUUACGUUUUACUCAAUAAGAACAAUUCAGUUUUUGUAAUUUUUACAUUGUUUGACCUGCCCAAAAAUAUGGCAAUGACAAGAUUAUACGAUAAUCCAAAUGUUUUAUUAAAAUUGUAUUGUCCUAAACGGGAACGAACAACUUGUUUCCUGACCAAAAGGGUAAAAUUGUUUUAUUGUGAAAAAAAAAACAAAUAAAUAUUGCCUGGCGUUAUCAAUGUUAGCGCAUUUUGUACACUCGAGAGUGCAAUUGUACAAAUAAAUUUGAAGAUGAUAGUUUAA